UGCCUCCUUUUAAUUUCAUUCUCUCUCUCUGCGAGAAUCUCUCUGAUUCGCCGGAUCUGUCGGAGAGAAACAUGACGACGAGUAUUCACAUAACAGCUCUAGACGGAAUCGUCAACGUGAACUCUCUCUUCACCCUCGCCGUAUUCAUCGGAUUAGCUUGGAACCCAACCGAUCCAAACAACAGCCUCGUAACCGACCCUAAUUGCGUCCCUACAACUCGUAUGGCUGAGAAUCUCGUCGCCUUCCAUGUCUACUCCUUCGCUUCGUUCCUUUUCUCGAGUCUCAUAGCUCUAGGUCUCAAACAGGCCAUGAGGCUCAACAUAGCUUCUUCUUUUCACUUCUCUGCUCGGAUCGAUCCUGUGGUGUACUAUGUCAACAAGACGGCUCUUAGAUUUGGGAUGGUUAUCUCCGGUUUGGGAUCGGUUUGUGGAUGUGGGUUUCUCAUGUUGGCUUUGAUUAAUGUUGUUCAGAUCAAGCUUGGGACUUUGGGUUGUGGUGCUAGUGGUCAUACUUAUGCUGCUGUUGUCCCGCUUCUGAUUCUGGUCCCUUCUGCACUUUUUAUCUAUGUGUCUCUUAUGUUAUAUGCUUUUACUCGUUAGAAACAUGGAUUUUUUUUUUUUAAUUCCAUGAAUUUGAUACAGUUAGGAUUUAUGUAUGUUUGUAUGAUGAUGUGAUGGGGGAAAUGAGAAUGAUUCUUAUGCUUGAUAUGGUU
Molecule: messenger RNA, 712 nt
Organism: Camelina sativa (false flax)
Lineage: Eukaryota; Viridiplantae; Streptophyta; Magnoliopsida; Brassicales; Brassicaceae
Source: RefSeq, a predicted model, not a curated record